AGAGCCCAAAGUUCACGCCUCGGAGUCGCAGAGACCCGGGACGGCUCCGCGUCCACGCGGGGACCGCGUUGGGGUUGAAUAGGAACCGGCCAGCCUCGGUCGAGAGCUGGCGGCUCCCGGGGAGAAGGGGGUCUUUCUGCAGGACACUCCCUGAGUACACUCAGCCAUGCCUGAGGGAGCCCGUGGACUGAGCCUGUCCAGACCCAGCCCCAGCCUUGGGUGUGGCCGCGGAGGUGAAGUGUGUGACUGUUCAGCUGUGUGUGAGACUCAGGCAGCUGCCCCUGCAGCCUCCUCCAUGGCCUCCCCCCGAGGUUCUGGAAGCUCCACAUCCCUGAGCACAGUGGGCUCUGAGGGGGAUCCAGCCCCAGGGCCCACCCCAGCCUGCUCAGCCUCCAGGCCAGAGCCCUUGCCAGGGCCCCCCAUCCGCCUGCAUCUGUCACCUGUGGGGACUGCGGGUUCCACAAAACCCUCGCGUCUGGAGCGCGUGGCCCGGGAGAUUGUGGAGACAGAGCGGGCCUAUGUCCGGGAUCUCCGUAGCAUCGUAGAGGACUACCUGGGCCCUUUGCUGGACGGCGGGGCCCUGGGGCUGACCGUGGAGCAGGUGGGCACGCUGUUCGCCAACAUUGAGGACAUCUACGAGUUCAGCAGUGAGCUCCUGGAGGACCUGGAAGGCAGCAGCAGCGCAGGGGGCAUUGCCGCGUGCUUUGUGCAGAGGAGCGAGGAUUUUGACAUCUACACGCUGUACUGCAUGAACUACCCAAGCUCCCUGGCCCUGCUGCGGGAGCUGUCACUGUCUCCGCCAGCGGCCCUGUGGCUGCAGGAGCGCCAGGCCCAGCUUUGCCACUCGCUGCCCCUGCAGAGCUUCCUGCUGAAACCUGUUCAGCGCAUCCUCAAGUACCACUUGCUGCUGCAGGAGCUAGGCAAGCACUGGGCAGAAGGUCCGGGCGCUGGGGGCCGUGAGAUGGUGGAGGAGGCUAUCGUGUCCAUGACCGCAGUGGCCUGGUACAUCAACGACAUGAAGCGCAAGCAGGAGCAUGCCGCACGCCUCCAGGAAGUGCAGCAGCGCCUGAGUGGCUGGACUGGCCCGGAGCUCAGCGCUUUUGGGGAGCUGGUGCUGGAGGGCGCGUUCCGAGGCGGCGGCCCCCGGCUGCGCGGGGGUGAGCGGCUGCUCUUCCUGUUCUCGCGGAUGCUGCUCGUGACCAAGUGCCGGGGGCCAGAAUACACCUACAAGGGGCACAUCUUCUGCUGCAACUUGAGUGUGAGUGAGAGUCCUCGUGACCCUCUAGGGUUCAAGGUGUCCGAUUUGACCAUUCCCAAGCACCGGCACCUGUUCCAGGCCAAGAACCAAGAAGAGAAGAGGCUGUGGAUUCACUGUCUCCAGCGCCUCUUCUUUGAGAACCACCCCGCCUCCAUCCCCGCCAAGGCCAAACAAGUUCUCCUUGAAAACAGCCUGCACUGUGCUCCCAAAAGUAAGCCUGUCCCAGAGCCCCUGACACCCCCACUUGGAUCUCCCCAACCUCGGGAUACUAGAAGUUUCACCCCUGGACGAAGGAAUACAGCUCCAUCUCCAGGACUCUCCAUGACCCGCCGAAGCCGCAGACAGUCUGAGCCGGCGAAGGACCCUUAUGUCAUGUUUCCACAGAAUGCUAAGCCUAGACUCAAGCAUGCUGGCAGUGAGGGGGAGCUGUACCCUCCCUCAGAGGCUCAGCCACCAGUUCCAGCUUCUGGACCCUCUGAGGACCUGGAGGACGCCGGAGCCCCUACCCUGGAGCCCUCUGGGAGCUCAAUCACUGAAGAAAUCCUGGAACUGCUGAACCAGAGAGGCCUCCGGGACCCAGGGUGCCCACUGCGGCCGUCCCCCCCCGACACUCCUGCGUCCCCCGGAGGCUCCCAGAUGCCAGUGGACGACGAACCCCUCAUGUUGCAAGCCCUGCCCAGCCGGGACUCUUCAGAAGAGGAGGGGGAGGAGGAGGAAGAGCUGGAGACGGAUGAACGAGGGCCUUCUCCACUCCACGUCCUAGAGGGACUUGAAAGUUCCAGUGCAGCUGACAUUCCUGACAUUCCCAGCCUUACCAAAGUUCCUGACAUACCCAGUCUCCCUGAAAUGCCCAGCCUUUCUGAAAUUCCCGAAACUCCCCUCCUUCCCAGUCUCUCUGACAUUUCCAGUGUUUUUGAAAUGCCCUGCCUUCCAGCCAUACCUAGUGUCCCCGACAUCCCCAGUCUUUCUAGCACUCCUGCCCUUCCCUGUGACUCCUGGCUCCAGGGGCCCCUGCAGAAGCUGGAUGAGGCUCUCACUGCCAGGACAGAACUAUUCCCUGGAAGCAGUCCUGGAAAGCUGGGAAACCCUCCUUCAGGAAGUGGGCCAGGACAGGAAGAGGAUGAAGAAGGGGUACCAUUCCCAGAUUUCCAGCCCCAGGAUGCCACCCAAGAUCAGGGAUUCCCGGAUGAGCUGGAAUUCCGUUCUUGUUCAGAAAUCCGGAGCGCCUGGAGGGCGUUGGAGCAGGGGCAGCUGGCCCGGCCAGGUUUCCCAGAGCCCCUGCUGAUCCUGGAAGAUUCAGAUCUGGGUGGAGGCAGCGGGAGUGGGAAGGCAGGAGUCCCGAGGUCGGAGAGGGCAGCUUCCCGGGUCCGAGAGUUGGCCCGGCUUUACAGCGAGCGGAUCCAGCAGAUGCAGCGGGCUGAGACACGGGCAUGUGCCAACGCCCCCCGCCGCCGACCACGGGUUCUGGCCCAACCCCAGCUGUCCCCCUGCCUGCCCCAGGAGCAGGCUGAGCCAGGGCCCCUGCCUGCUUUUGGACACGUGCUGGUUUGCGAGCUGGCCUUCCCACUGACCUGUGCCCAGGAAUCUGUUUCCCUGGGCCCUACUGCCUGGGUUCAAGCUGCCACACCCUUGUCAAGGCAGGGAGACUGCCUCGAUGGCCAGGGUCUAAAUGUUUCACAUUUGCCUGAGCAAGACCAUCCAGGCAUCCAGGUUCCAGCUACCACCCCUGUGCCCGAGCAAGGAGGCCUCCGGGUUCCAGCCACCACACCUUUACUCAAGCAGGAAGGGCCCUCAGGCAUCCAGGUUUCGGCUGUUAUAACUUUGCCCGAUCAAGAAGACCACCUAGAAACCCAAGUUCCAGCUAGCACUUCUUGGCUGGAGCAAAGAGGCCACCUAUACAUACAGGUUCCAUCCACCACUUUUUUUCCUAAGCAAGGACACCACGUGGACAUCCAAGUUCCACCCACCUCAGCUUUGCCCAAGCAGGGAAGUUGUUCUGAUGUCACGGUUCCAGCCACCACUCCUGUGCCCAGGGAAGGUCACCUAGACAGCCAGAGCCCGGCCAACACCCCAUUAACCAAGCAAGGAGGUUCCAGGGAUGCUGCAGUCCCAGACACUGCCUGGGUCCAAGCCAUCAGUCCUUUGCUUAUACCUGGAGGCCACCUGGACCAUCAGAUCCCAGCCAGCACCCCCUUGCCCUUGUCACCUGGCCUCUCAGACAGGCAGGCGCCAGCUGCCGCACCUUUGCCUACACGUGGAAGCCCCCAGGACCACCAGAUCCCAGCCAAGUCUCCAUUCUCUUUGCCACAAGACCUCCCAGACGCUCAGGUGCCCCAGCCACAAGGCCUCACAGACAUCCGGGUCGAAGCCCUGACAGCUCUGCCUGAGCAGGGAAGCCUCCCAGACACCCAGGGCCCAGCUGCUGCCCUUUUGCUCAAGCAGCAAAGCCUCAAAGACAUCCAGGGCCCAAAACUCAAACCCUUGUCAGAGCAGAGAAGCCCCACGGACGGCCAUGUUCCUGCUGCCGCACCUCUGCCUGAGCAAGGAAGCUCUCAGGACAUUCAGGGCCUGCCAGCCACCCUGGCUCAGGCCACCAUGGUUCUGUCCAAGCCAGAAGGCCACUUGGUGUCUCAUACUACCAAGCCAGAGUCUUUGGACUUGACGCCACCGCAGAGCCCCCCACUCCCCACCCGUCAGCUCCUGGGCCCUAAUGCAGCUGCCCUCUCGAGAUAUCUGGCAGCUUCGUACAUCAGCCAGAGCCUGGCACGGCGGCAGGGGCCUGGGGGAGAGGGCACCUCAGCCUCCCGGGGCCUCUGGUCCUCCUCUGCCCCCACAUCACGGGCACCUUCACCACCACCCCAGCCCCAGCUCCCUCCGCCCCCAGCCAGGAGGCUGAGCUAUGCCACCACAGUCAGCAUCCAUGUGGGAGGUGGUGGGCGGCUGCGGCCAGCCAAGGCCCAGGUCAGGUUGAACCACCCUGCUCUCUGCCCCCACCCAGGAAUCUGUGGGUCCUCGCAGAGCCCAGGGGGCUCCCGAUACCCCUUUCCACACAUGAGCCAGGACGUCAGGCUUCCCGAAAAGAAAGGACUUCAAUCGGAUGCCACAGACCCCCAAACUUCACCUGGAAGUCCAGACACUGAAUGCAGGUCCAAAAAUUGCUGCCAUUUUCCAACUCCAGGGAUCUGCUUUGGUGAAUGGCCCUUUACCUUGACAUUCAACAGGGAUGGAGAAGGGGAUGUAACUAUUAUUUUGUUAAGGUUAUAAAAUUAUAACUUACCAUUCUGGAGGCAGUGGGGGAUGACAGAAGACUUAACAAACAGGGAAGCCUGAAAUAGAACAUUUGGCAAAUCUCAACCCCCUUUGAAAAUUAUUGGAAACUGGACCCACUACAAGUUGGUGUCUCAUUUCAGGGAGUUUAUGAACCUCUUGGUGCCCAUCCAGGAACCCCAAGUUAGGAAGCCUUAUUCCAAGCAGGCUGACUAGGAAUUCAGUUCCUUAGCUCUUGCCCAGUUCAUGUGUCCAACCAUGCAUCCACCUUCUCUACAUCUACCUGCAACCUACUCUCCAUCUAUCCAUCUGGCCAUCUCUCCACCAUUACUUUCCCUCCCUAUCCAUCUUCCAGUCCAUCAUCCCACCCAUUUACCUUGUUUAUCCAACCAUCUCUAUCCUGUCCAUCCUCCUACCCUCCCAAUCUAGCAUCCAUUCCUCCAAUAUCCCACCCAUCCAACCCUCUCCAUCCAUCUCUUUAUAUUUAUCUCUGUCCAUUCAUCCAUCCGUCUCAUCCACCCAACCAUCCUCAAUCCAGCAACCUAGCCAACCAUCAUCUCUCUACCUCCACCCAUCCAUUCAUUUUAACAUCUCUCCAACCACCCCUCCUUAAUUGGGUUCCAGGAAGUCUUGGUACAAGAGUUUGCUGAUAGAGAAGUCUGUUCCACAUCUGUCCAAUUUCCCUUGGCAACCUUUAUGAACAUCCCAAUUCUUGUACCCACCCACGUCAGAUCCCCUAGUUCCUCUUCAGUUUGGGACCUUCUACAAUGCCUUAACAUGCUCACCCCGUCUCCCCCCAAGAAGGUUCAAGUCACAGAGACAAAGAGCUUUUACAUUAGCAUCCUUCUGCCCCUUCCCAAAAGCAGGAUAUGCAAAGAAGCAUAACUAGCUUCUUUGGUAGUAGUAUUGACUUCCUUCAUUGAACACUCAACCCCUGCGCUUUAGCAGUCUCAGUCUUCCCUGGAUUUCUGUGAGGCAUCGUAGCAUCCUGGCUAAAAGAGUAUAUUCCAGUUGAGUUCAAGCUUUUCCACUUAACUUGGUGUGACUCCGCCUCUUAGCCUCGAUUUUCUCAUCUGUAAAAUGAGGACAAACAGUACCUGCCUCAUGGGAUCGCUGUGAAGAUUCAGAGCCUCCCAAAUGGGUCUGAACCUCUGGCUCACCAGGGCACUUAUUAAAAUCAUAGAUCCCCAGGAUCUAGCCCCAACCUACUGAAUCAGAACCUUCAGGGCAGGGGCCUUAGGGAUUUGAAUUUAACAAUCAAUUUUUUUAAAUGGCGAAAAAGCUGAGAUUUAUUAACUGUAUGCCACAGGCUUUACAGUCACUUUACAUGAACUAAUUCACUUUUAAUCCUCAUGACAUGGAGCGAGGAUGGUUUUUAAUCCCCCCCUAGGGAUGAGAAAACAGGUACAGAGUUGCCCAGUUACUAAAAACCGUCAAAGCAGGGACUUGAACCUGAUCUGGCUCCAGAACCUUUGCUCGGAUUUGCUGAGUGCCUGUCCUGGGCCAAGUGCUGCUCUUGUACUAGGGGCACAGCAGGGCAUGUGUCCCUGCCUGUGUUCGGCUUACAGCCUAGUGCUCCAAGGGCCCCAGGAUAUUCUGAUAAUUAGUUGAAUAAAGUAGCCAGCACAAGACCUGGCUCAACGAA
Molecule: messenger RNA, 6170 nt
Organism: Choloepus didactylus (southern two-toed sloth)
Lineage: Eukaryota; Metazoa; Chordata; Mammalia; Pilosa; Megalonychidae
Gene: PLEKHG2
Product: pleckstrin homology and RhoGEF domain containing G2
Molecular function (GO): guanyl-nucleotide exchange factor activity
Source: RefSeq, a predicted model, not a curated record